This is a messenger RNA of Debaryomyces tyrocola, 78 nucleotides long. Lineage: Eukaryota; Fungi; Ascomycota; Pichiomycetes; Serinales; Debaryomycetaceae. The record is from the annotation of a GenBank genome assembly.
AUGAAAUUAACUAAUAGAUUAACUGUACUUUGUAUUCAAAGAUUUAAUAACUGUAUUUGUAUUUAUUUUAAUGUUUAG